Messenger RNA from Bursaphelenchus okinawaensis, 1636 nucleotides. The record is from the annotation of a GenBank genome assembly. NCBI's taxonomy places the organism in Eukaryota, Metazoa, Nematoda, Chromadorea, Rhabditida, Aphelenchoididae.
AUGGGAAUCUUUGGCGACAACACGUCUCCGUACGAUGAAAGUGUAGAAAAGGUUACGGCCGAGACUCUGACUAAUGAGAACUGGGCCCUGAUGAUGGAUGUUUCUGACAGAGUCGCUUCACAAGGUCAGAAAGGCGCUAAACAAGCUCUAUACGCAAUUAAGAAGCGACUCAACCAUCGUGAUCCCCACGUGGUGCUACUGGCAUUGUCUUUGUUGGACUGCGUCUGGAACAAUGCUGGUCAAUUCUUCAGACGAGAAGUUUCUUCCAACGAUUUUAUCAACGAAUUGAGUUACAGAGCGACAAGUGUAAGUUAAUAGCAUUGUUUAAAUAGGUUUAGAUAAAAAGUCUAUAAUAAAAAAAGAUAUAUUGAAAAUUGAAACCAAAAUGUGGUAAAAGGUAAAAUGAGUCAUUUCACAAAGAGUUAUGUUAAUGUUUACAGAGUAAUCGAUUGAUUGGAGAGAAGACCCGCCACAUGAUCAAGAAAUGGGUGGAGAACGAAUGCAAGAAGGACGCAUCACUCUCGCUAAUAGAGAGCCUUUAUCGUGAUCUCCGAGGAGAAGGAUACAGCUUCGAAUCCAGCGAGCCGACUAAGAACACUAAAAUCAUGUACAGCAAUGACCCCAACGUCGUGUCGACUGAGCAAGAGGAAGCUGAUAUUGCUAAAGGUUAGUGCCAUUUUUGCCAAUUCUUUAAUUUUUAGUACAAAACAAUUUCAAUGUGACAACUUUUCAUGUUGUUAUGUGAUGUGUUAUUUAUUAUUCCUCUUUAAUUAAUUUUCCUUUAGCUAUUGCAUUGUCACUUACGGAGUCAGAAAAGAAGAGCAGUUUUUCAGUACCUUCAUUUAACGACAUCAAGCCAGUGGCCAAGUGAGUUAUAGUAUUAACAUUACGUUCUCUGUUUAGAAAUGUUGUCAUCAGACAAGUCAAGGCGAUGUAUGACUUUGAAGCGGCCGAAGACAACGAGCUGUCGUUUAAAGUUGGUGAUCUCAUUAAUGUCUACGAUGAAAGGUAAGCUAUGUCAUAUAAAUUAGGUUUUCUUUUGUCUAACUACCAAUAAUUAGGUAUUCAUUGUUUAAUAUCAUUUAGUGAUUCGAACUGGUGGAGAGGUCAGCUUAUAACUGGCAACAAGGCCGGUCUCUUUCCAGCCAGUUUUGUGACAGCCGACUUGAGAGAGAAAUGUGAAGAAAUUGCACCAGCUCAAUCGCAAGUCGUGUCGGAAGAAGCCAAGAUUAACGAGGAUGUUCUGAAGAAGUGUCUUGACCUUCUGAAGCAAUGCGACCCAACUGGAAUAGUACCAGACGACCCAGAACUGGCCUACUUUGAACAAAUGAGCAUGGCCCAGAUACCAUUGGUUAAUCAGAAGCUUGCUCAGAUUGACAAACAACACAACAUGUUGGCCAAGGUUGAUGUGGCGAUCCGAGAUGUUCUAGCACAGUACGACCAAGCUGUCCAACAAGCUUCGUCCGCUCCACCUCAUCAGCUACAGCCUCAAGGAUAUCCUGUUUCAUACCAAAACCAGAUGGGACACAACGAUGCCCUACAAGAUCCCCGCCUGGCCAAUGACUCGAACCAACAACAAUAUCAGGCGUAUCAUGACUCCGGCUAUCAACAAUCUCAUAGCAAAUACCCUCAAUGA